Thrips palmi is the source of this 753-nucleotide messenger RNA. Its product is annotated as neurogenic protein big brain-like. Gene Ontology annotation, molecular function: water channel activity. Lineage: Eukaryota; Metazoa; Arthropoda; Insecta; Thysanoptera; Thripidae. Gene Ontology annotation, biological process: transmembrane transport. Gene Ontology annotation, cellular component: plasma membrane. The record is from RefSeq and is a predicted model, not a curated record.
AUGUCGGCGUGGGAGCGCUUCGGCGUCGAGCUCAUCCUCAGCUUCCUGCUCGUGCUCACCUACUGCGGCGCCACGGACGGCCACCGGCGGUCGCUGGGCGGCGGCGGCCCCGCCAUCGGCGCGGCCUACCUCGCCUGCUCCCUGGUCUCGAUGCCCUCGCUAAACCCCCGCCCGCCCCUGGGCCCGGCCUUCGUGAUGAACAAGUGGGAGAACCACUGGGUGUACUGGACGGGCCCCGUGCUCGGCGGCGUGGUGGCCGGCCUGGUGUACGAGUUCAUCUUCAGCCCCCGCCAGCCGCGCCGGCCCUCGGACUCCAUCGACGGCGACUCGAGCUCCAUCCACUCCGACGAGGACCCCUACGACGACCUGGAAAAGGGGCGGAAGACGCACCACGGCGGCGUGAUGCGCUCCGUGCAGCCCGGCGGCGACAUCUACCGGCCCGUGGGCCCCGUGGGCCCCUCCACCCUGGGAUCCCGCAGCUACUGCCCCAGCCUCACGUCGGCCAGCCUGUACGCGGCGCCGCCCUGCAAGCUGGAGCGCGUCGAGUCCCUGUACGGCGGCACCAAGUCCCUGUACGCCAAGUCGCCGCCGCUCACCCGCGCCAACCUCAACCGCAGCCAGUCCGUGUACACCAAGAGCCCCGGCGCCAUGGGCCCCGCCCCCGCCCCCGGCCCCCCCGUGCCCGCCCAGAGCCUGUACCCCAUGCGGCUGGGCUCCUCUGGACCCCCCCGUCAUCGUCUUGACCCUAGCUAA